Aspergillus glaucus CBS 516.65 is the source of this 5055-nucleotide messenger RNA. RefSeq names its product DNA-binding E3 ubiquitin-protein ligase SNT2. NCBI's taxonomy places the organism in Eukaryota, Fungi, Ascomycota, Eurotiomycetes, Eurotiales, Aspergillaceae. Gene Ontology annotation, biological process: histone catabolic process. Gene Ontology annotation, molecular function: chromatin binding; ubiquitin-protein transferase activity. The record is from RefSeq and is a predicted model, not a curated record. The transcript has 3 exons. Gene Ontology annotation, cellular component: Lid2 complex. The coding region runs from base 1 to 5055 and encodes 1684 amino acids.
AUGUCCGCGGACAGGUCACCUCCCAACAAGCCGCAGCAGCAACAGUCACAGGAAGGAGAGCAGCGCAACGAUCACUACGGGAGAUCAAACAAGUCAGCUCAGCCCGCCACUACCACCACCACUACUCAACCUGCGAAUGAAUCGCAGCCUCAACUCAUGACUGCCAGCGCAUCACCCUCUGAGGCCCCCGCCUCAGAACAGCCGUCUAACUCUUCCGCCACUGCAGUUCCCUAUGGCACGCGCUCAAGGGGUCGCAAUGCGCCGCGUCCCAAUUAUGCAGAGGAUCGCGACUUCGACGUGGAUCUGGAAGUUGCUCAUCCCACAUCCGCGUCCAAGUCGUCCAAACGCAGUGGUGCGGUGGCGCCAACCAGUAACGCCAAUGGCUCCAGCUCCAGCAGCAAGCAACAGCAACAGCAACAGCAGCACGAAUUUGAAAAACCAUCUUCGCGAAAAAAUCCCGCAGCCUCAAAUGGGGGGCCUCAGUCAGCAGCAGCAGCCGCCGCUGCCUCCGCCAAGGACUCCAUCCCCGGCACUUCUUCCUUUUCCGCUAAAUUAGAAGAGAGCAACACCGCAACGUCAAAUCCCUCGCGGAAACGAAAGCAACCCGCCAACUCCCACGCGACCAAUGCUAACGCCCCCAAUGGUAACCCCGCCAAGAAGGUUUUUACCACCGCGCCUGGUUUCGUCCAGGGACAAACAGCAUCUAACAUGGUCCAUUUUGAGAAUCAUGGCGCUAGUCUCGUGGACGGUGUUUUGACCGCCGACGAUGGGACCACCUACGCAGUCAACGAUCAUGUUUACCUUAUUUGUGAACCACCUGGGGAGCCAUAUUAUUUGGCCAGAAUCAUGGAAUUCAUCCCCUCCAAAGAUACGCCUUCGGGGCCAAUCGAAGCGCUGCGAGUCAACUGGUAUUAUCGGCCGCGUGACAUUCAACGGAGAGUUGCAGACACUCGGUUAGUGUUUGCCUCUAUGCAUUCCGACACUUGCCCCCUGGGUUCAUUACGCGGAAAAUGCCAAAUUCGGCAUUUAUCGGAGAUCGAGAACUUUGACGAGUACCGCAAAUCCCGGGAUAGUUUCUGGUACGAUAAAAUGUUCGACCGCUACAUUCAUCGCUACUACGACGUCAUUCCUACCAGUAAAGUUAUCAACGUCCCCGCGAAUGUAAAGAAGGUUUUGGACGACCGGUGGAAGUUUGUUCUAGUGGAAAUUGGCAAGCGCAAGGAACUGACGGCCGCCGUCAAAACCUGCAAGCGCUGUAGUCUCUAUGCUGCAAAUACCGAUUCGGUGGAUUGCGCCGUUUGUCACAAUACAUACCACAUGUAUUGUGUACGGCCCGCAUUAACCAAGAAACCGGCCCGUGGCUUCGCAUGGGCCUGCGCCGCUUGUAGCCGUGCGCAGGAACGAAAAUUGGAGGCCCGCCACACUUCCAUGAUCGGUGAUGCUCCGCCCGAAGGAGAAGAAGAGAUUCCCGAGGAAGAGGAAGAGGACCCGAACGGUGCUGCCAAUGGCACCAAGGGCAGCACGCCAGCCACAGCCGAUGAUACGGCAAUCCAUCCGGCCACCGAGGAACAGACAGCACAGGCGCGGAUGUGGCCUUUUCGGUACUUGGGUAUUCAUUGUCGGGUGGAAGAUGUAUUGGACUACGAUGACCGGAUAUAUCCGCGUGCCAGUUCUCGUCUUGGUCCGCGACACCAGGCUAUGGUCAACCCGUGGCCGGGGCGUCCUGUGGAGUAUGUCAAGCCGACAGAGAUCAAGAAGAAAUACUUGCAAAAGUCAUCUAGCCGCAAGGAUUCUAAGCUCGGAAAGGAGACUCUCGCGGCCAUCGAAGCUGCCAGGCAGGAACUGGCGAAUCGACCAAAAUGGGUAACGGAUGAACCAACUGGCUAUGUUCGACGCGGGGAGGAUGAGCCAGUAACGGUCAAUGGAAAGUCGACCCGGACCUCUGAGCUGUUGUUCAAGAUGCCCACCGCCACCCAGAUUCCAUCGUCGUCGCGCGGAGAAGAUGAUGCCCCCGGUUCGGAUUUAACCCCGGAAGAGCGCGAAAAGUUUAUCGACGAUUAUAUGGCACGUGCCAAGGAGAUUGCUCCCACGAUGAGUCUUGAAAAGUGGUCCACCAAUUUCCUGGACAAAGCCCUGGAAUUGCUCUACGCCCAUGGUUUCAACGUGGAUGCCGCGCUGGCCAAACUCAAGAAGUCCAACAAAUAUAAGGACCUUAAGGAACCCCAUUUACGCCCCGAAGAGCUCAAGUUGUUUGAACAAGGUGUCAGCAAGUAUGGAUCGGAACUCCGCAACGUGACGAAGCAUGUUAAGACCGUCCCCCACUACCAGAUCGUGCGAUUCUAUUACGUCUGGAAGAAAAGUCCCCGCGGGAAACAGAUUUGGGGCAACUACGAAGGGAGAAAGGGCAAGAAAGAAGCCAAGCGGGAUCUGGCAGCCGCCAAACUGGCAGACGACGUGGCAGACGAUCAAGAUGAUUCAGCGUUCGAUGCGGAUAAAGCGGCCGACAAGAAACGCGGGUUUACAUGCAAAUUCUGCCACACGCGGAACACGCGACAAUGGCGCCGCGCACCAGCAGUGGCACCCGGCACGACCGUUCCUGCCGAAGCAUCGUCCUCCAAAAAGGACAAGAGCUCUCAAUUGAUGGUGGCCCUUUGUCUGCGAUGCGCCCAGCUGUGGAGAAAAUACGGCAUCCAAUGGGAGAAUGUGGAUGAAGUGGCCAGGAAAAUUUCCCAAAGCGGUAACAAGUCAUGGCGUCGACGAAUGGACGAGGAGUUGCUGGUCCAACUUCUUAUGACUUCCGAAACUCCGGUCACGAUCAACAGUGGGACUGCAGCCGCCGCGGCCGCGCUUGGCGUCAGUGUCAGUGAAUCCACACCGCAAGCCCAGGAGCCACCAUCGAAGAGGAAGGGUCACCAUGUCAACGACAAAGAGAGCGCGACCAGCUCAGCGGCCACGUCGGUGGAACCGGCACCCGCGAAAAGGAAGAAGACGGCCGCGACCGAGAAACCCGAGCCUCCGCCGAUUAUCCCCGAUCCUCCAAAGGCCCGAACGCUUCCGUGUGCCGUUUGCAACCGGAUCGAGCCUGCGGGUAACGACCACCUGUCAUGUCGCGACUGUCGCCUGACGGUACAUCGUAAUUGCUAUGGUGUCAGCCCCACGCGCAACGGCAUCAAAUGGCUGUGUGAUAUGUGCUCGAACGAUCGCAGUCCGAUGAUUUCGACGUGUUACGAAUGUGUUUUGUGCCCUGUGACUUGGACGGAACACGAGUUGAUGGAGUCGCCUAGGGUCUCUCAUAAAAAGAAGACUGAUCGGGAUCGGGAGAAGGAAAGGCUCGAGAAGGAGAUGGUCCAAGAGGCGGUCAAGCUCUACCGCCAACGACAAGAGGCUGUUGGUAAGCCUGUCGGUCCUCGAGAACCGUUGAAGCGAACAGUGGGCAACAACUGGGUACAUGUGGUGUGUGCGAUAUGGACCCCGGAGAUCAAGUUCGGGACCGCCAAGGAGCUCGAGCCGGCUGAAGGUUUCGGUUUCAUUCCCAGUGAUAGGUAUCGCGAAGUUUGCAAAGUCUGCAAGUCCAACAAGGGUGCGUGCGUGUCUUGUCAUCACAGUGGCUGUAACGCCCGGUUUCAUAUUGGCUGCGCGUUCCAAGCGCAAUACCGGUUUGGAUUCGACAUCGCGCCCGUGAAGAGUUCUCGACGUGAUUCUGUGAACAGCAUGCGACUGGGACAGGAGACCGGGUCUGCGAGUGCGGCCAUAUGGUGCCCCCACCACCAAGUGUCGGGUGCCGUUCACGAUGUCGGCGAGAUGACGGAGAAGGAGGGUGUCAAUGCGCUGCAGCGAUUUGUGCAAACUUACAAGCAGGCCGAUCUGACGCUUACGGGAGCUGUUCGAAAAGCGGCGCAUGUUCAACAGUCCAUCGGAGCUUCACAGCCGCUUGUGCUGGGUAGUGGACGACGAGCAUCGGUCGCCAACGGUUCGGUCAAGGAUGUCCACGAGGCGCCUGUGGACGAAAUGGAGAUCGAUUCCGAACCUCCAGCGCCAUCGUGCCCAAUUGUCGGGGACCUCGUGGAGCGACAUUGCGUUCGCUGCUCGACAGGUUACAGUCCCAGAUGGUGGUCUAUGGAUAGGUCGCGACGGAUGACACUGAUGAGCAACCGGCCACCUUUGUUGAACGGGAUUGGAAUGGGUGGACCGCCACCGUCCGGCAUCAGCCCGCCAUACCACCCAGGUCCAUACCCUCCGCCGUCCUAUGGGAUGACUAUUGAACGAGAUGAGCCGAUAUAUGAAUGUCACAAGUGCCAUCAAAAGAGCCUUACGGCACCAACCCCGGAACCACGGCCAUCUGGUUAUACUACGCCCACUCAACGACCGGUGUUGCCAACACCUCGACUUGUCGAGUACAGCCAUCCAUACGCGCCACCGCACGCGCAUCACCCGACACCUCUCCCUCCGACAGCGUCUGCACCGCCGCAAAUCCACGCCAGGCCCGACUGGUACCCGGGGUAUGAUCAUGGACCUGGCUACGGAGGACCACCUACGGCACCACCGGCACCGCAUCAUCUCAGCGGUUACCAAGCACCUCCGCCUCCGCCUCCUUCUCACCCUUCUCAUCCACCACCUCAUCCUACCGCUGGUCCUCCACCACAUUUCGCAAACGGAGUGCCUCCACCUCAACACUAUGCGACACACCAGAGUCCCUACGGUCCUGUGCCUGUCCCAUCACCGCGUCAAACCCACGUGCCAGUGGCUGGUCCACGUCCGUACGCCUCGUCCGCGUCGCCUCCAGAGGUGCAAGCUACGAUGGUGCGCCAUUCGCCGCAGCAUUCAAUCAGCGCGUUGAACGGACCGCCGCCGCGGAUGUACUCUACAGAUCGUGUUCUUAGUGCGCCAGUGCCAUCACCUUCGAUGACGCAGGUAUCACCAGCGGCUCCCCGAGUGGAGGAUACACCGGUAACGCUGCCACCAACGAGCCAGGGCCGACAUGGCAGUAUCAACGGGACUCCCGCACCGCCAUCAGGGGCGAGUGCGAGUCCAUCGUUGAAGAACUUGUUAUCUUGA